AUGUUUUGGGGCAACAAAACUCCGCAGGACUCCGGAGAGGACCUGGCCCGCACCGAUUCAGCUACGAAGAACGAUCCCGCCGCAUCCGCCUCACAAGCUUCCGGCACCGCCUGGCUCGCCGGGCACUUGCACCACCUUACACCGGAGCAGGAGGAAAAGCUGGAAGAGUUCAAGAAAGUGUGCGCUGAGCGGAAAUAUUACACCCCUGCCGUGAAACAAGCAGAUGGCGUCGAGGCGAAGCCGGCCAGCCAGGACGAUGCGACUUUAUUGCGAUUCCUCCGAGCUCGCAAGUUCGACGUUGAGGGCGCGUGGGCCCAAUUCAAGGACACCGAAGACUGGCGCAAAGACAACGCCAUCGAGGAGCUGUAUGCGAAUAUCAAGAUUGACUCAUAUGAAGCCGCUCGGCGGAUGUAUCCCCAAUGGACUGGCCGUCGCGAUCGCCGCGGAAUCCCCGUCUACGUCUUCCAGAUCCGCCACCUGGAUCACAAGGCUGUCGCCGCUUACAACUCCACCAUGAAUAGCGGUACACCCGAGACGCACAAAUCAUCCAAAGUUCCUGCGCGCUUGUUGAAUCUCUUCGCGUUGUAUGAGAACCUUCUGCGCUUCGUGAUGCCGCUCUCCUCGGCGCUGCCACGUCCGAACCCGGAGACGCCUAUCGUGACGUCGACCAAUAUCGUGGAUGUCGGCGGUGUCGGGCUGAAGCAGUUCUGGAACUUGAAGGGUCACAUGCAGGAUGCUAGUGUUUUGGCCACGGCGCAUUACCCGGAGACAUUAGAUCGGAUCUUUAUCAUCGGAGCACCCGCAUUCUUUCCAACCGUCUGGGGCUGGAUCAAGCGCUGGUUUGACCCAGGAACCACCUCGAAGAUCUUCAUUCUCUCCGCCUCAGAGGUCACGCCCACUCUCAACUCCUUCAUGGAGCCAACCAGCAUCCCCAAGCAAUUCGGUGGCGAGCUGGACUGGGCGUGGGGCGAUAUGCCCAACCUGGACGAGCCCACCAGCGAGCUGCUCCGCGGCAUCGAGCAACCGCUCGCCGAGGGCCAAAAGCGGAGAGAAAUCAUCAAGGGACCUGUUCUGUUCAACGGCGAUCACCUCCAGGUCCUAGGCACUAUGGAUGGAACGCAGACGAAGCGGAGAGAAAUCGUUCCCAUCCCGAAACUCCAGGCUUCGGUUGAGUCAGAGGCUAACUCCGAUAGCUCUGCAGAGAAGGCGGCGCCUAAUGGCGCAGAGACUAAGGUAGACGAUAGCGAGAAAACCAUCGACAACGUGGCGGUCAAAAUCGACCAGUUAUCCGUCGAUGAGAAUCAUGUUUCCGUAUAG
Messenger RNA from Penicillium roqueforti, 1317 nucleotides. RefSeq names its product SEC14 family lipid-binding protein. The record is from RefSeq and is a predicted model, not a curated record. The transcript is spliced from 4 exons. The coding region runs from base 1 to 1317 and encodes 438 amino acids. NCBI's taxonomy places the organism in Eukaryota, Fungi, Ascomycota, Eurotiomycetes, Eurotiales, Aspergillaceae.